AUUACGGGGAGGAGACCAGCCCCACGGCGGGAGGGCGGGGUGGAGGAAUGCUGGCCAGGCUGCGCAGCCGGGUGCCUGGGGCUCGGCAGGGAGAACCAGCCGGGCAGCAAAUCAGAGCAGGAGGAGCUGUCCCAGGUGCCUCAGCUCAGCAGCGCGCGCCGGCGAUGGGGGUCCCCAGAACCUCUCUGCUCUGCCUCUUUGGGGCUGUGUUCUUCUGGACAGGCAACUUCUCGGUCCCCGUGUACAUCAGGACCUGCCACCGGCCCUCCUGCACCACCGCGGGCACCUCCAGCCCCUGGACGGCCAUCGACCUGCAGGGCUCCUGCUGCGAGGGCCGCCUGUGCAACGGGGACUCCGUGACUCAGAGCUUCCAGGGCGCAGCCGCCGCCGCCCCGCCCCGGGCGUCCCGCCGCGGGGCCCUGCUCCUGCUGGCUGCCCUGCUGGCCUGCGCGCUGGGAGGGCCCUUGGGGCUCGCUGCCUAGGGAGCAGGUGCGGCUCCCUGGAGAACGAGGUCCCUUCAGCGGAGCCCCUCCACCCCCUCUCCCUCCGUCUGCCUCCCUCCGCCCCUCGCCGGUCACCAGGGCAGCCCGGGGCAGGAAACCGCCGCGUCCUGCCCUGCCCGCCGGGUAAUUCUGGCUCCACGGUGGCCCAUGCUCGCCCCCACAGAACCUACCUGGGCUCCAGGUGGGAGCUGCGCUGUCAGCUGUCAUCUCUGUUAGCAUCCGGGUGAGAGGCGGGCGAAGCCAGACCCCGGGACCGGGCUGCCUGGGUACGACCCCGGCUCUGCCGCUCAGCCUGCCCGAGCACGGUGGGCAAGCUGUUGGCGCUGUCUGUCCCUGCUUCCUGGCCUGUAAGGUGGGCGUGCAAAUAAAGUCUGUGCUAACGACCA
This is a messenger RNA of Oryctolagus cuniculus (rabbit), 889 nucleotides long. NCBI's taxonomy places the organism in Eukaryota, Metazoa, Chordata, Mammalia, Lagomorpha, Leporidae. The record is from RefSeq and is a predicted model, not a curated record.